AUGUUCCCUGGGUAUAUAUUUUUGAUGAUUUUACUCAUUUCUCAUAUUACAGAAAAAGUAAUCCUUGGAGUAGAGGGUCAAAAACUGGUUCGUCCUAAAAGGCUUCCUCUGAAACAGAAGCGGGAUGUUGGACAUACCCAUGGUUAUGACAUACCGGAAGCUUAUGAAGAAGAAUUGCUGUAUGAAAUAAGACUAAAUAGAAAAAUCUUAAUACUUCAUCUUCUAAGAUCAAGGGAGUUCCUAGCAUCGAAUUACAGUGAAACAUACUACACCACAGCAGGCGAAGCCAUCACCAGGCACCCUCAGAUCAUGGAUCACUGCUUUUACCAAGGAUCCAUUAUACAUGAAUUUGAUUCUGCUGCCAGUAUCAGCACAUGUAACGGUCUGAGGGGAUUCUUCAGAGUAAAUGACCAAAGGUACCUCAUUGAACCAAUGAAAUACUCAGAUGAGGGAGAACAUUUGGUGUUCAAAUAUAACCCACGGGUCCCAUAUGCUGCCAAUUAUUCUUGUGCAGAGCACAAUUUUACAAGGAAGACUGUUCCAAGGGAUACUAAACUGAAGGAAGACUCCAAAAUUGAAAGCAUCCAUCAUGAAAAGUAUGUGGAACUGUUCAUUGUUGCUGAUGAUAAUGUGUAUCGCAGGAAUAGUCAUCCUUACAGUAAACUAAGGAAUCGAAUUUGGGGAAUGGUCAAUUUUGUCAACAUGAUUUAUAAAACCUUGAAUAUUCAUGUGACAUUGGUUGGCCUUGAAAUAUGGACAAAGGGAGAUAAAAUAGAAAUAGAUUCAAAUAUAGAAACUACCUUAUUGCGUUUCUCAAGUUGGCAAGAAACAAUCCUUAAACACAGGAAGAAUUAUGAUCAUGUUCUGUUACUCAGUGGGAAGUGGCUCUACACACAUGCGCAAGGAAUUUCUUACCCAGGAAGUAUGUGCCUGCCCUAUUAUUCCUCCAGUGUCAUUAAGGAUCUUUUACCUGACAUAAACAUAGUUGCAAACAGAAUGGCCCAUCAGUUGGGGCAUAACCUUGGGAUGUGGCAUGACGAGUUCCCAUGCACCUGUCCACUUGGAAAAUGCGUGAUGGAUAGUGGUGGAAGCAUUCCUGCAGUAAAAUUCAGUAAAUGCAGCCAAAUCCAGUACCAUCGAUACUUGAGGGAUUCUAAGCCAAAGUGCAUGCUCAAUGUUCCAUUUCCUGACAAGUUCAACUAUUUCCCAUACUGUGGAAAUAAAAUGUUGGACGAUGGAGAAGAAUGUGAUUGUGGCCCUGUGCAGGAGUGUACUAAUCCUUGCUGUGAUGCACACAAAUGUAUACUGAAGCCAGGAUUUACUUGUGCAGAAGGAGAAUGUUGUGAAUCUUGUCAGUUGAAAAAAGCAGGGUCCAUAUGCAGACCAGCAGAAGAUGAAUGUGAUUUUCCUGAAGUGUGUACUGGCCACUCUUCUGGAUGUCCUAAGGACCAAUUCCAAGUCAAUGGAUCUCCUUGCAAGAACUCAGAAGGCUACUGUUUCAUGGGAAAAUGUCCCACCCGGAGUGUUCAGUGCUCUGAAUUGUUUGAUGAUGAUGUACGAUGUGGAAAGAUAUACUGUAUUGGAGGACAACGCUCAUCUCUCCUUGGGGAAGACAAGACCUAUUACCUUAAGAAUUCACAGCAGAAUGUCACUAUCAAAUGCAAAACCAUUUUUUUACACCACAAUUCUGAAGAUAUUGGCUUAGUUGCUUCUGGAACAAAAUGUGGAGAUGGAAUGGUGUGCAGCAAUGGUGAAUGUGUAAAUGUUGAACAGGUCUACAAUUCAACCAAUUGCCCCUUUCAUUGUGAGGAAAAUGCUGUGCAUGGCCAUGAACUCGAGUGCCAGUGUGAAGAAGUACAGGCACCUGUACACUGGGAAGAACCCAUAAAUGUUACCAAUGUUGUUAUCUUGGUUGUUGUGUUUGUCCUGGUUGUUACUGGUGUUGGAGCUGUCACAUUUUUAAUUCGUUACCAAAAAUGUAUUAAGUUGAAGCAAGUUCAGAGCCUGCCUAGAGAUACACUGGGAGUGGAGAAUAAAGGAUACUUUGGUGAUGAGCAGCAGACAAGGACAGAGCCAAUCUUGCCAGAUAUUAAUCCCCUGGAUAAAUCUGCAAGCAAAGAGCUAAGAGGAAUGACAGAUCCCAAUCAAAGUGCCACGGUGAGCUUGAAGUUGGAUAUCCAAAAUGGCUGUGCAAGACUGGGCUGAAGAUUCUGGAUGCAAGAGCUUCACAACCCUCUCUAGACAUGUGCUACACAAAUUUCUGGAACUUUUUCAGUUGCUCUGUAUCCAGACAGAAAAUGUUUAAGAGAAACAACUUCUUCCUGUUAAUAUUUACCUGUAGAACUCACAACCUGGAGCAUAGAACUGCUCUAGAAAAUAAUUUCUCAUGGAUUUUCAAACGUUCUUUUGCUUAAUAUAAAAAUAAACAGUCUCCUUACUCUGGUAUUUUCCUACAAAAAUGUUAAUCUAGCUAUUUUUAAAAGAGUCAAAACUUUGAGGAAGAUGACUUCUAACCCUAAGUCUAAGAAGCAAAACAUUGCUUGUAAAAGGUUCCUUCUUUGAGGGGAAAAAAAUACUUACUUUAAUUUGAAUAUGACAUUAUUACCACUAAUUCUGGUUCAAAUGAAAUUUUUUCCUACAGAAAUGCCAUGGAAGGAGGUGCAGGGUGGUAUCGAUUCCACCAAUUAGUUAAAUUGUCUUUAAAAUCAUGAUGGUAGCACAGGACGAACACAAAAGGCAAUUCUAAAUUCCAAGGGUUGCCUUUCUAGAAUUCUGACAGAGAAGUCGGAGAUUUACAAGAAUUUCAGAAUAGUCAUUGCAACUGAGAAGACUUGCUCAUAACUCCCAUGAAGGGAUUUUGAGGUCCUUGUAACACACGGAUCCGAGCGUUCAGUGUGCAGUGUCUCUGCUGUCUCAGCCCCUCCCUGUCAGUUUGUCGUGGUGUGUGGUGUUGUCCUGGGAAUGAUUUCAGCUGUUUCUUACACCCAUGCCUCUCCAGGUGUUCUCCUGUGUUCUCUGUUUUCUUUUGGGGAGCUGCUAAAGCUAUCUGUAAUUAUUUUUUCCAUUUACUGAAAUAAAGUUUUCAAGUACUGAAUG
Galeopterus variegatus (Sunda flying lemur) is the source of this 3096-nucleotide messenger RNA. RefSeq names its product ADAM metallopeptidase domain 7 (gene ADAM7). Lineage: Eukaryota; Metazoa; Chordata; Mammalia; Dermoptera; Cynocephalidae. The record is from RefSeq and is a predicted model, not a curated record. The coding region runs from base 1 to 2205 and encodes 734 amino acids. Gene Ontology annotation, molecular function: metalloendopeptidase activity. Gene Ontology annotation, biological process: proteolysis. Gene Ontology annotation, cellular component: plasma membrane. The transcript has 21 exons.